AUGUCAAAAAAAAUUAGAUUUAUUUUAACAGUUAAGUCAGGUGAUACCAAUGAAUAUAUAUGCCCAUAUAAAUUUGUUGAUAAAUUAAAGAUGGGAAGGAUAAAGAUGGAGAAUAUAUUGAUAAUGGAAAUUUUUGUUUUGAUUAUGAUGUUCUUAAUAAAAAUGUGUGUGUUAAAGCAUAUUAGAGAUUUGUAUAAUAUAAUGAAAAAAGAAGAUAAUAAUAUUUAUAGAGAAGAAUUUUCAUUACUAUCAAUAGUUUUAAUAAAUAUAUUAUUUGAAUGUUAUUUUUACAUGUAUUAAAAUGGUGAUCUAGUUAAAAAAAGUAUUAAAGAGUAAAUAUUAUACAAAAUCCCAUUCGUAAAAUAACUAGAUGAAAUUUUAACAGUAACAUAUGAUAAUCGAAUACUGUUACUACAUUUAAAUAAAUUAUGUAAAAUUUAUCCAAGAGGUGAUUAUUAUGUUGAUUUGAUAUACCUAUCAAAUUAUGUAGCUAAAUCUGAUAGUUGUUUUAAUAGAGUUUAUAAAAUUAAAGACAAUCAGUUCUGAUAAUGAAAAGGAAGAACCUAUUAAUAAGUGAAUAUAGGAAGUAAAAAUUUAAAGAUGUUAACAUUAAUAUACUUUUUAAAAAAAGACAUUAUUACAUAUGGAGAUGAAAGAUAUAAAUUUGCUGAAAUAUUUAUAAUAAACAAAAAGGUUUCCUUUACUUGUAUAUGUAUAUCAAAUGUUAAAUUAAUUAAUUUAAUGAUAAAUGUUUACUUUAAUUAUAUUUUAAAAAAGUCUGCAAAUAAUAAUAGAAUUCAUAUUAGUACUUUAAUCCAUCUAAAGUACUAUUAUAAAAGAAACUCAUGUAAGUGA
Molecule: messenger RNA, 855 nt
Organism: Plasmodium gallinaceum
Lineage: Eukaryota; Apicomplexa; Aconoidasida; Haemosporida; Plasmodiidae
Source: the annotation of a RefSeq genome assembly